AUGAAUUAUAAAUUAAAAGAAAACGUACCGCCUAAUGAAGAUGUGGAUAUAUAUGAAAAGUUAAAAACUUGUGUUAUAAAUAGAAAUGUGGAAGACUUCUAUGAAGAAUGUGUAAGUACCUUUUUGGAAAAAGUAAAAAAUAUAGGAGAUACUAAUCAUAUAAUAUGUCAUGAUAAUUAUUCUGACAUUAUAAAUUUUUUUUAUUUAAACUUAUUUGUUGACAAUUCAGAGUUUGUACGUGUUGUAGCAGUAUCACAAGAUAAUAAUGAAAAUGCUAAGAUUUGUAAAAGAUAUAUACAUGAUAAGAAUGAAAAGGAUGUUACCGAAAAGAGUGAAUUAUUACAAGAAUUAGGGUUGUAUUUAAAAAACAUUAAAUUAAAAUAUUCCGAAAAAUUAAAGAAGAUAAAAAAUGUGAUUAUCGAUAAUAUUAGUACUUGCCAAAAAUGUAUUAUGAUAUAUUAUUUUUUACAGAAAAAAUUGGUUGAAAAAAUAUCGUCUAAUAUAAAUAAGAAAGAUGAUAAUGUUACGAAUAUAAUAAAAAAGGAAAUAUUUGAAUUUAAUUUUUACCGUAUAAUUAAUAAAAUAACAUGUCCUAUAGGUUACAACAACGUUGAUUCUGUUAUAUUAGAGUUAAUGUUAAAUGGUUCCAAAAUAUUUCAGAUGGAUUUAAAUUAUAUAUUAGAAUAUAAUAAAAUAAAUAAAGUAAAUUUAAAAAUAUUUAAAGAAAAAUUUAUUAAUUAUGAUAAUGAUGAAAUAUAUAGAAUCAUAAAAGAAUAUGUUGAUUAUGAUUCUUUAAUUUUUUUCUGUAAUCUUUUAUUUAAAGAAUUUAAAAGAAUGAAAAAUUUAUUAUUACAAAAUGAUAACUAUAAUAAUGGAAAUGAUACAAGUAUAAUAAAUGAAAAUAUUAGUAAUAAUAAUAAUAAUAAUAAUAAUAAUAAUAAUGAUCCAUUAUGUAAUGAUAAUACAUUAUAUAAUUACAAUAUACAAUGUUUAUUACCAUAUAUUUAUAUACACAUUUUUAUUCUUUUAAAACACAAACAAGUUGAAGAAACUGUUAGAAGGGUUUUAAAAGAAAGAAUAAUUUUAUAUUCUUUAAUGAUUAAUUCUUUAAGAUAUUCUGAUAAUUUUAUACAAUUAAUUAUAUUUAAAAUCAUAAAUAAUAUUUUUAUAAAUGAAGAAGAAUUUUUAAAAGAUUCAAAUAAAAAAUUAAUAUCAUCUAUUUUUUCCUAUUGGAUCAAAUUAUCCGAUGGGUGUAUCGUCAAAAUGAUAAAUGCAAGUAUAACCGAUGAAUCCUCAACUAGCCAUAAUAAUUUAAGUCGUAGUAGUAGUAAUAAUACAAAACAUAAUAGUAACAAAUUAUAUAAUAAUAGUUGUAUAAAAAAAACAAAAACUGAUGAUGAAAAUUUUUUAAAAAAUAAUUUUACAGAUUAUGAUAUAUAUAAAUACAUGCAAAGCUUAAUUUGCGGUCUUUAUUUAUUAACUUUAAUAAGAAAAAAAAAAAAUAAUGAUCAUCAUUAUAAUAAUAAAAGUGAUAACACGAAUCAAUUUUCUUCUUUAAAAGAAUACAAUAUAGAUAUGUUAUCCUUAAAUCACUUUUUUAUUAAUAUGGAUAAUUAUAUAUAUCUUAUAGGAUUUAUGUUUUCUGAGAACAAGGAUACAAUAAAUAAUCUAUUUAAUUUAAUUUUCAAAUUAUUAUAUUUUAUUAAAUAUUUAAAAUCGUAUAUUAUUCAAAAUAGAAACUUAAAAAAUAAAUAUUUCGAAGAUACAUGUAUAUAUUCAUCAAUAAAUAUAUUAUAUAAUAUCUUAGAAGUAACCAAGAAAUUUUUUAUAAGUUAUUUUCGUAUAGAUGAAUAUACAAAAAAUUUGUAUAAAAAUUAUUUUAGAGACAGGCCAUUGACUUUUGAGAACAUGGCCUUUUAUGUAAUCCCCUUGUUUAUAAACCAUGAGGAUUAUUAUAUACGUAUAUAUUCAAUUAAGAUUUUGAUAAUCCUCCUGUCCGAUACAAACAUUCGGGAUUCUCUUGAUAAAAAAAACCUUUUCAGGAUCUUCGAUUUAUUAAUAAAUAUAGAAGGAUAUAAAAGUUUAUCACAAGAUGAAGAAGAGGAAGAGAAAAAAAAUAUCAACCAACUUCUUCUGCUAUUAUUUAAAUGCAAUAUUAAUGAUAAUAAGUUAUCAUCUAAUAUAACAAAUUUAAUAUUUAGUGAAAAACAAAAAAUAUUUAUUAAAUAUAUUUUACGUCUAUGUAAAGAUGAGGAGUAUUCAAUAAUACAUAUGAAGAAUUUUUUUGAUUAUUUUUUUGUUUUAUUAGUAAAAUUAAUUAAUAUAAUAAUACGAAGAGCACAAUGUAGUUUAAAUAUAGAAAAGUAUAAAGAUUUCUUUAUGAAUAUAUAUGAAGUUGUUGAAAUAUUUAUGAAGGAAUUAAAAAAAGAAAAACUAAAAAAACACAAAUUAUUAUUUUUAUCCUCAGGAAUAUAUCUAUGUCAUUUAAUAACGAAUAGUAUAUAUAAAGGUAAAAUUCAUUCAUCCGUUCCUUAUUUAAAUGUUGUAAUAAGUUUAAUUAAAAAUAUAGAACACCAUUUAAAUUUUAUACAGGAUGAUUUAAUUUAUAUUAAUAAAAUAUCUAAGGAUAUAAUAUCAGAUAAAAAAUUAUCCAUUCAUUCUGAGGACGAAGAUAAUAAAGAUGACGAUUCAAAAAGUGUAAAGGAUUUACACGUCUUGUAUUUUUAUAAUAACGUAUAUAGUGAAGAAUUGGGCAAAAAUGUGGGUAAUAAUAAUAAUAUGGCUAAUAACAAUAAUAAUGAUAAUAAUGAUAAUAAUAUUAAUAAUAAUAAUAAUAACAAUAAUGGAGAAAAUAUUGAGCAUAAAUGUGUUAAGAGUACCUAUAAAGAAAAUAAAAAUAAUGAUAUUAAUUGUAAGAAUAAACAGACUAAUGAUAAAAACCUCAAAUCUAACCCGUCGGAUAACAAAGGAACGAAUAAUUCAGAAAUAGUAAAAAAAUUAAAUAAAUAUGAUAAGUUUAUGAAAAUGUGUCUUUUACAAAAUAAGAAUAAUGAUGAAAUUAUUUAUAAUUAUAUAAAUUGCCUUUUUUAUUUGUGUGUCAGUAAUAUGAAUAAAAGAACAAGGAAAAAUGUGAUUAAAUCGUAUGAUUUGGUUGUUAAAUAUAUUUUGAAAGAUGAAUAUAAGUUGCAUCGAGUAAAAAAGAAAAGUUUACUUUUUUCCAUGCCAAUUUAUAUUAUUAGAGAUGUUGAAAAUGAGGGGAAAAGGUACAAUUUAAUAAUUGACAAAUAUGAUUAUAUAUUAAGAAGUUAUAUAAUUGAUUUUUUUAAAUGCAAAAAAUACUUACCUUGUUUACUUUUAUCAUGUUUAAGUUUUACAAAUACUAUGAUAUUAUUUUUAAAAAAGAAAAACUUUAUAAAUAGUACAACAAACAAUAAUAUCACGGAGAAGGAAGAUAUGUUAGAUUGUUUCAUGUUAGUAAAUUCCAAAACUUGGUUUUAUUUUAACGUGUUGGUUGAAUGUAUAUGUGACUAUUUUAUGACGUCCCAAAGCAAAAUGGAUGUAAAAAGUCAACAAAUAAAAGAACAACAAAAUGAACAUACACAAAAAUGUAAUAAUAAAAAUAAAAAUAAUAAUAAUAAUAAUAAUAAUGAUGACGAUGAUGUACAUAAAUUUUCAUGGCAAAUUAUUAAUUUAAUAAUAGACAGCAUAUGGAAAAUACUUAUAUAUAUUUUUUAUAAUAUAAAAAUCAAUAUAUUCAGUAUAAAAGUCAAAACAUUCAGUAUAAAUAUCUAUGGCAGAGCAGCAUUAUUAAUGUUCUUACAAUUUUAUGAAUCGUGGAUUGUAUUUAUCAAAACCUUUUUGACAUCAGAAAAACAAAUAUUCAUAUCUAGAAAUAUAUUAUUACCUGACUUAUUUUAUAAAAAGUUUGGUUUUCUAUCAUCCCAAAUAUUAAGCUAUUUUCAUUUUAUUGAAUCCAAUUUUUUUGUGGAUAGUCAAAAUGAAGUUAAUUUAAGAUUAUUAGAAAAGCAAAAAGAUGUCAUGAAUAAUAUUUUGGAUGUUUUAAUAUAUUUUAUAAAGGAUAAGGAUCCAAAGGGUUAUGUGAAUGAGUUAAACAGUUUUUCACAAUUUAAAUUGAGGAUAAAGAAAUUAACGUUUCCAAAAAAGUUACAAGAUGGUUUUUUAUCGUGCACAUAUGACCAUCUUUUUAAGAAGGCCAAGGAGUUAUUAUUACGUGUAGAGAAGUCGAAAACGUUACAAAUGGAUGAAUGCCGCGGUGAAGAUCCAAAUAUCAACUCAAAUUCGUUGCAAAUGGACAAGGGAGAUGAUAACGAAAAUGUAAUUAAUAUUAAUAAUUCUGAUAUAAUUGUGGAAAAAGAUUCAAAAACCAUUAUUAGGAUCGAUUCAAAUUCUAAGGAUGCAAAUGCAGUUGAAAGAGAUGAUAAUAAAGAAGGGAAAAAAGUAUUUUCUUUAGAACAAGCUAAAAAAAUUAUAGAAAAAAAUGCAGCUUCAAAAAAUACAAAGAGAGCAAUAGUAUUGAAUGAAAAUCUUGCAGAAAAGAAUAAACAACAAAUUUUUAAAGAGAUGAAAGAAAAACGAAAAGAAGCAGAAAAUAUCUUAAUGAAAUAUUUUAUUAUGAUACAAGAAUUUUUGAAUUGGGAUUUUUUUAAUUUAGAUAAUAUUGAUAAAUAUAAAAAUUCUAUUAGCGAAGAAUUACCCAUACGUUUUGAAAAUGAGGAGGAAUAUCACAAGUUUUUUCGACCCAUGGCUUUGGAAGAGUGCAGGUGUAGUAUGCUCAAUAACAUGAUGGGAGAUAUAAACAAAUAUGUCAUAAGUAUUGUGGGUAAGAAAAAAAUGCCUUAUUGGGUAGUAUGGCAUGUAUCAUCGAGUAGUGAGAACAAGCGCAAUUUGGAUAACAUAAAACCAAUGGAUUUAAUAGCUUUAAUUCCUUAUGAUGAGGACAGAAACAAUAAUACACAUGCAGAUAAUAAUGAUACAAGUAUAAAAUAUGACAAAUUAAAAGACAUGUUGAAAUGUACUAAACAUGUUAUUGGAUUAGUUGAUAUUGGAUCGAAUAAAUUUGAUAAUAUAUUUGAUAUUAAAUUAAUUAAUGAAGACAAUUUACCUUCUAAGGUGAAUAAUGAGAAAACUCGUUUAAAAUUAAAUUUUAUUACUUGUAAUAAAUUCCAUGCAUAUGUAUUAUGUAAUCUAAUGACAAAUAUUAGGGAAUUUCAAAGUAUAUAUUUGAGUAGAAAUUGUCCUCUUUUUAAUUUAAUAUUAAAUCCUGUAGGAGAAAAUAAAGUAGAAAAAGGUUUAUGUAAUAUGAACAUUAAUAAUAAUUAUAUAAAUGAUUGUGAUAAGGAUAAAAAUGAUAAAUUAAAAAAAGAAUUAGAGAAAUUAACCAGACAGGAGAAACUAAUAUUAAAAAUUUUAAGUAAAUAUAAUUUAUUAAAUAAAUCACAAAUCGAAGCUGUGAAAUUAAUUCUUUUAAAUAAAAAUAAUAUAUCUUUAAUACAAGGGCCCCCAGGUACAGGUAAAACCAAAACAGUUAUAGGAAUAGUGUCUGUUUUAUAUGCAUUAUUAUAUAAAAAGAAUUAUGAAAAAGAUAAGAAAAAAAAAGAUUUGUUAUAUAAUGAACAAAUUAAUAAUACAAAGAAAAAAAAAAAGAUUUUGGUUUGUUCUCCAUCCAAUUCAGCAAUUGAUGAAAUUGCUAAGAGGAUAUUAAAUGAGGGAUUACUAAAUUUUACUAACUUAAUAAAUUCUUAUGAAAAUAAGAUAAAAAAGAAUAAUAUCACAUCGCAAAAAUGUGGUAGUAAUAAUAAGAAGAAGAUAUUGUUAGGGGAUAAUGAUUUAUAUAAUUCCUCUGAUAUCAGUGAUUUUCUUGGUGAAGAUCAACCUUCCAACUUUUCUAAUGAUAAGAAAGAAAAAUCAUCCAAGGGUAUGGUAUUAUUAAAAGGUUUGAAAAAUGUAGAUAAAUUAAAUAAUAACAAUAUAUCAAGUGAAAAAAUGAAUCAAUUUAAAAAACAAACGAUUGCUCCUAAAUGUAUACGUAUUGGAUUAUCCAAAAGAACCCAUGAAGAAAUCCAGCGAAUUUCAUUAGAUUAUAUAUUUAACAAGAAGAAAAGUUCUGAUGAAAAUCUUUAUCAUGUACAUUUUGAAAAGAGGAAAAGUAAAUUAACAUAUUCCAUCGAAGCAGUAGAUUAUACGAAAUUAAAAAUAAACGAAAUGAAAAAUGAUUUGAGUUUGAAUAAUUCUGAAAAGUAUAGUUUUGAUUGUAAUGAUAUUAAUGGAAAGUUUAUGUUUCAGAAGGUUGAAUUUAUUGAACGAUUUUUUUCUGAUGAAUAUAUAAAUAAUUUGGAUAAAAAAUAUUUAGAAAAUUUGUUAUAUUUAUAUAAUGAAUCAUCAUCACAUUAUGAUUGGAGUAUACAAAAAUUGAUAUCAGAAAGAAAUUAUUUAGACGAAUGUAUGACAAGAUUGAUUGAGACAGAUGAGCAGAUUGGUUCUUUUUAUACAAGUAAUAAUAAAGAAAAUAUGUUAUUUGAUAGUGAAAUUAUAUUUAGUACCUUAUCUGGUAGUGCUUCCCCUGUUAUUGAAAAUUUAGAAUUUGAAUAUUUAAUUAUAGAUGAGGCAUGUCAGUGUGUAGAAUUAAGUUGUUUAAUACCAUUUAGAUUGAAAGUAAAAAAUAUUAUAAUGGUAGGAGAUCCAAAACAAUUACCAGCUACAACCUUUUCAUCAGAUUGUAGAAAGUAUGGUUAUAGUCGUUCCUUAUUUGAGCGUUUAUUAUUAUGUAAUGUUUCUAGUGUUUUAUUAAAUAUUCAAUAUCGUAUGAGACCAGAAAUUUGUUAUUUCCCAAAUAAUUAUUUUUAUAAUGGUUUAAUUAAGAAUGCUGAUAUAUUAUCGAAUAAACCAUUUUUUUAUUAUUUUCAAGAUUUGGAUUUUUUUGGAUGUUAUAAAUUUAUUAAUAUAGAUGGAAUAGAAUCUAUGACAUAUAAUAAAUCUUAUAUAAAUUAUGUUGAAGCUUAUUUUAUAUAUAAAUUAGUGUUAUAUAUAAAAAAUAUUAUUUCGAAACAUCAAGAUCAUACCAAAUCGGUUCCUAAUUUAUAUAAAUUACCUGUACAUUUUAGUUUGAAAGAUAUUGGUAUUAUUUGCCCAUAUCAAUCGCAAGUACAUUUAAUAAGAAAUAUGUUCGAAGAAUCUUUUGAAGAUAAAAUCCCAUUCCCCGAAGUAUCAACAGUUGAUGCAUUUCAGGGACGUGAGAAGCACAUCAUAAUAUUUUCUUGUGUAAGAUCUAAAUUGGAGGUGUUAGAAAAUAGUAAGUUAUUACAUAAAAUGGGAACUUAUAAAAAAGCGGAUGAUAAAUGGAAAAAAACAAAAGAAAGAUAUGUCAUAUAUGACAGUGAUGAUAAUGCUGAAUAUAGUAUGAACGAAAAUGAAGAUAAUAGUGAUAAUGAUGAUGAUAAUGAUGAUGAUAAUGAUAAUGAUGAUGAUAAUAAUAAAGAGUGGAAAUACGAUUACAAUGAUGGGGUACAUACCAAAAAAUGGAUAUCUUCUAAAAUGCCUAAUAUAAAAAAUGAGAACGAUUUUCGAGCUAUACAAAAGUUCGGAAAUAAUAUUGGUUUUUUAAAAGAUGAAAGAAGAUUAAAUGUUGCUUUGACAAGAGCUAAGGAUUAUUUAUGGAUAAUAGGAAAUCGUAAAAAUUUAGAAAUGAAUGAAACAUGGGAUUGUUUAAUUCAGAAUGCUAUCAUAAGAAAAUGUUAUUUAGAUUUAAAAAUUAAUUUUGAAAACAGUACCACAGAAAAUAUCAUAAAAGAGAAAGUCAAUGAUUUUUUUAUACAUUUGGAAAACGACAUAAAUGAAAAAAAAUAUGAAUCCUCAGAAAUGAGUAGUAAUUUAUCUUCUAAUUCGUGUAUAAUAAAAGAAGAACACGAUGAAGAAGAAAAUUAUGACGAAAUUAUAGUAGAUGACGACAAAUUAUUUAAAAAUAAAAAUAAAUUUAGAUUAAAUAAAAAUAAGUAUAAGCAAAAUACAAUUUGGAAUAAUUCAGGGGACAACGAAUUUAGUUUUAGUCGAGCUUAUACAGGAAAUAGUUACUGGUCUAAUUAUAGUAAUAAAGAAAGGGAAAAAAAUAAAAAUUAUGAUAAAAAGGGUAAAAGGAAAAUAAAUGACUCCUUACUUGACGAUGAUUUGUUAACAAAAAGAAGAAAAUAUGACCCAUAUGAUAAUUCAAAUGUGUGA
Messenger RNA from Plasmodium falciparum 3D7, 8232 nucleotides. RefSeq names its product putative AAA domain-containing protein. Gene Ontology annotation, molecular function: helicase activity. The record is from RefSeq and is a predicted model, not a curated record. NCBI's taxonomy places the organism in Eukaryota, Apicomplexa, Aconoidasida, Haemosporida, Plasmodiidae.